This is a messenger RNA of Chelmon rostratus (copperband butterflyfish), 2281 nucleotides long. RefSeq names its product DEAD (Asp-Glu-Ala-Asp) box polypeptide 51 (gene ddx51). Bases 154 to 2166 code for a protein of 670 amino acids. The record is from RefSeq and is a predicted model, not a curated record. NCBI's taxonomy places the organism in Eukaryota, Metazoa, Chordata, Actinopteri, Chaetodontiformes, Chaetodontidae. Gene Ontology annotation, molecular function: ATP binding; nucleic acid binding. The transcript has 16 exons. Gene Ontology annotation, cellular component: nucleus.
UGAGAAAGUGGUGAUUCUUAGAGCUCAGUAAAAAUUCAGCGUUGACAGUAGUUUAAAGAAACGGAGCUGUUUACGAAUCUGGAUGGAUUAAAUUGAUGUUCCGUGUGAAUAUCUUAAACGUGUACAAAAAGUUUCUUUCAUGUUGCUGUUGAAAUGUCUCUGUUUCUUGUGAACAGAUAUCUUGGAGAGGAGGAAGAUGAGAGCGUCUCGAAGGAGUCUCGCUCUCAGGCGUUACUGGCUAAACUGCAGAAGAAAGCCAAAGAAAAGCAGAAACAGAGUUUGACAGAGCAAAGAUCUCAUCCACCUGAAGAACAGCCAGAACAGCAGGAUGUCAAAAAGAAAAGAAAAGCUGACAAGGACUGCAGUCAAGAACCUGAACGCUGCAAAAAGAGGAAGUCAGAAGUAGUGUCUCUGUUUGUCUCAGACUCUGAUAACCAGGAUGACCCUGUAAAAAAGAAAAAGAAGGACAAGACAGAUGCAAAUGAGACUCAGAAGAAGAAGAAGAAGAAGGAUCAGCCAGGCAGUUCAGUUGCGGGUCUUGGAAACACUCACUUGGCUGGACAGGAGGACACAGUGGAAGAAGAGGAGGCAGAGGCAGAAACUGACACACCAAAACAAACCACAGGGAAGACUUCUGCUCCAACUGGAUUCACAGUUCUGGGAGGAUUUGAGAACAAACCUGCCCAAAAGGUCCACAGGGUCCUGCCUCAGUGGCUCGCUCAGCCUGAUGUGAUUCACAGAGACAUUAAAAGCCACCUGGCCCCCAUCUCCGACAUCCCAGGACUUUCUGCUCAGCUCGUGAAAAAAUUACAAAAUACUGGAAUUCACCACUUUUUUCCAGUGCAAACAGAGGUCAUCCCUGCCAUCCUGGAGAGCACACAGCAGGGGCUGCUGAUUGGACGAGGCGGCUACAAGCCCAGAGAUAUUUGUGUGUCCGCACCAACAGGCAGUGGCAAGACUCUUGCGUUUGUCAUACCUGUCAUACAGGUGCUGAUGGAGAGGGUGGUGUGUCAAGUCCGGGCUUUGGCUGUGUUGCCCACCAAAGAGCUCGCCCAGCAGGUUUACAAAGUGUUCACAUCAUACGCUGAGGGAACCACUCUGAAAGUGGUGAUGCUGGCUGGUCAGAAGACCUUCGCCGCAGAGCAAGCUUCACUCUCUGAAUGCAGAGGCGGCAUAAGAUGCAGUUUAGCAGACAUCGUCGUGGCUACUCCAGGUCGACUGGUUGAUCACAUCAACAAGAAUUCAGGCUUAUGUCUGGAACACCUCAGGUUUCUUAUUAUUGACGAGGCUGACAGGAUGAUUGACAGCAUGCACCAGUCUUGGCUCAGUCAGGUGGUGAAGGCGGUGUACAGAUCAGGAAGUGGACCAGACGCCAUGUCCAUCUUCAGGCGGACUGAGCCAGCGUAUCUCACAGCAGCAAGUCUGUCUCCGCCUCAGAUGCCGCUACAGAAGCUGCUGUUUUCUGCCACGCUCACACAGAACCCAGAGAAGCUGCAGCAGCUGGGCCUCCACCAGCCCAGACUCUUCAGCUCCAUCACCAGCAGCAGCAGCAACACCACACCAGCAGCCCCCACCCAGAAACAAGACCGGUUUGACUUCCCCCAGGGUCUGACGGAGUAUUAUGUGCCUUGUACAUUAAGCAAAAAACCCCUCCUCAUGCUCCACUUCAUCCUGCGCAUGAAGCUCAACCCCAUCCUCUGUUUCACCAACUCCAGAGAAGCUGCACACAGACUUUACCUGCUGAUGCAGCUUUUUGGUGGAAUUCAGGCUGCUGAGUUCUCCUCCCGACUGUCUCCUGGUGAGAGAAAGAAGACACUGAAGGAUUUUGAACAAGGAAAGAUCCAACUGUUGAUCAGCACAGACGCAGCUGCCAGAGGCAUUGACGUCCAGGGGGUCAAAUGUGUUGUGAAUUAUGAUGCACCCCAGUACAUCAGGACAUAUAUUCACAGGAUUGGACGAACAGCCAGAGCAGGGAAAGCAGGCCUGGCCUUCACCUUUCUGCUAGGAGUACAGGAGAAGAACUUCCUCCAGAUGGUGGUGGAAGCAGGAAGCCCUGGGAUUCAAAAGCAGAUCGUCAAACCCGAGAACCUGAAGGGUAUGGUAGCCCGAUAUGAACAAACGCUGCAGGAGCUGGCUAACAUCAUCAAGGAUGAGAAAGCCAAAUAAUGGAGCACCAUUGACAUUCUCCUCUGAGCUGACAACUGUACCAUCUGAAGAUCACACUGUAUUUUUUCAGCUGUAUUCGAAGUUAUUUUUUGUUGUAAUAAAAAAAUCUAAUGUC